Messenger RNA from Triticum turgidum subsp. durum (durum wheat), 1272 nucleotides. The record is from the annotation of a GenBank genome assembly. Lineage: Eukaryota; Viridiplantae; Streptophyta; Magnoliopsida; Poales; Poaceae.
AUGGCGUCGGCGUCGUCGCCGUCGUGGAUCAUCCUGGGCAGCGUGGCGCGGGUGUCCGGCACGGACGCCGCGGCCGAGGACCUCCCGCCGGGCGCCGACCUCGCGCUCGCCCUCGCCGCGCCCCCGCGCGUCACCCUGCUCACCGUGCCCCUGCGCGUCUCGCCCGGCCCGGACGAGUACCCCAUGGUCCUCGCCGUCGACCCCUCCGGCCUCCUCCUCCUCUCCACGCCCCCGGCCCCGAGCCCUCCCCCGUCGCCGCCCUCCAGCCCCGACGCGGACGGUUUCGUCACGCUCAACAUCACCGACCGCACGCCCCCCGGCUACUACGUCUGCGACGCCUCCUCCGCCGCCGCCACCCGCCUCCCCGACCACGGCUUCGGCUUCCUCGACGCCCGCUCCGCCGGCCUCCUCGCGUCCCCGGCGGGCGGCGGCCACUACAUGGUCGUCGAGCUCCAGCCGCUCAUCGGCAGCGACGAGGCCACGCUGCUCUGCUUCUCGUCCGUGACGGGGCGGUGGAAGGAGAAGGACGUGUUCUACCCCGUGCGCUACGGGAUCUGGAACACCGACGCCGCGAUCACCAACGCCGGGAAGCUCUGCUGGGUGGACCUCUCCUCCGGCAUCCUCUCCUGCGACCCGUUCGCCAAGAAGCCGGUCCUGGACUUCGUCGAGCUCCCGGAGGGCAGGCUGCGGCAGAACAUCCACUGCCUCCACUGCGCCGGGAGAGAGCUGAGCACGCGCCGCUGCGUGCAGGUCAGCGCUGGCAUGUUCCGCCUGGUGGAGCUGACCUGCGGCGACCACAGCUCUCGGCCCAGGGGCGUCGUGCUCGCCUCUUGGAUGAGGCUCCAGCAGGCGCAGUCCCGGAGCCACCGCAAAGCACCUCGGGUGGUCAUGUGGACGCUGGCCGAUCCGGGUACCGGGGAGUGGAAGGUGGAGCACAGGGUGAACUUCGCGGAUGUCUGGGCGGAUGAGAGCUACAAGGCCACCGGGCUGCCCAAGAAAACACCUGUGCUCGCGCUCGUCCACCCCAAGAACCCAGAUGUGGUGUACUUCUUCCUGGGCAAGAACCUCUUCGGCAUCAACCUGCGCACGAGGAAGGUGGUGGAGUGUGAGGUCUACGAGCUGGUCGGACCGAGCAGGAAACAUGUCUCCUCCCGCUGCCUUCACUCAUGGGAGCUGCCGGCAACGCUUUGUGCAGGUGUUCCUGGUCAGACCGACAGUCGCGUGAACGAAGGCUCUGCUUCUGUGGCUUCUAUUGAGAGGGGCCGAGAUUGA